CAGAGUAAAGGGAGGCAGAGGCAGGCAGGCAGUAGAGAGAGAGAGAGAGCGAGGGCAUGGAAGUGGCAACCGCGGGACGAUACUGGCCCAGUAAUGAAUUCGUGCGCUCGGAGAAUCUCAAUUUGGGGAGAGAAGAGUCUGCGCGAUUUUGCGCUUUCCUGUACAGCAAUGUGAGAGGACAGCGGCAGCAGGAGGAGGAGGAGCAAUAGCAACAGCAGCAGCAGCUGCACAGGUUGUAUACGGGGUGUGGAAGCGGCAGGAUCGCCCUUUUGGUACGCGCCGAGUGGAGUGGAGUGUGGAGUUGAGCAGUGACCGUGUUUGAUGUUGGCUCUUCCGUCUUCUCUGGUGGCGCAAUUGCGUUUCUCGUCGUUGUCAUUCGGAGGGAGUGGGAGCUGCGCGGGUGCAUUUGUCGCUAGGACGAGGGCGUCCUCGCAGUGCGCGCCGGUUUUGAGAUGCAUCCCCGCGACUGCCUGCCCUGAUUUGGCCCGGGGCUGCCGCCUCUGCCUUGGUCGGCGUAGUUUUUGUUGUUCGACCUCCCUGAGUGCUGCUGCAGGUGCAGCGAGGCCGCACAAUUGGACGGGAUCACUGCGCCGAGCUCGAGUUUGGGAGCUGCCAGGGGGCGUGUGUUGUACAAGGUGCUCGCUCAUUCCUCUUGACCCCCGAUCGUCGUGCAUACUCGACUCAGGGAAUGCUUCGACGUGAGUAAGAUAUGGAAUUGCAAGCUGGUGUGUUCUCGUGUAAUGUCUGUGGCCGGUGCUGAUGAUCCUUGUGCUGAUAAGGCCCAAGAGCUCCUUGGCUCGCACGGACUCUCACAAUUGUGUGCGAAGAUGGUGAGCAGCCUUAGCCUCCUUGUCUUUUUCUGGAAAUGCUGAGGAGUCGCUUGGGGUUUAUCGCAGUGGCGGCCACGCCGGACGUUUGCUGCCUUCGAGGAAGGUCGAUCGCAGUCGGGCAGAAUCGUGGAGCUUCCAUCACUGCUCCUCGGGAAGGGAGGGUGGGGUAAACAGCGGCAAUUUUCAGGUCAAGUGCGGUAUCACAUUUGGAACCUCUGGAGAGAUGACUUCGGUGGCUUCCCGCGAGGGUGGCAGGCAAUUGAGGCAGAGGAAGGAGACUCAUAUCUCUCUGUCUACCCAGGCAAUUGGUAGAAAGAAAACCAAAGGGGUGGCACGAGAAGCGACCUCCACUGAUGACGAAAUGGAACUCCGCCAGGGAAUUGAAGAAUCAGCCGCCGCCACAGAGUUUGAAGCUCGAUUGUGGGAUCUCGACAAAUCAAACAAGCUCACGACACUGACUGUGCUUGAACUCCGAGGGUACAUGAAGUUGAUGAGCAAGCCCACGGCCGGCCGUAAGGACGAACUCAUCUCCACUGUCAAGGAGUGGUUGGCAAAUCGCGAAAGUUCUACGUUGAUGAGUUCGAGGCAAGCUGCGGCCAUUCAAGAAACUUCAAGCGAUGCCGAGUCUCUGGAAGGAGCUCUUCUGAAAGCUGAGAACAAGAAUCGUGAGGCCGAAGCGGAGGCUAUGUCACGGAGAAUAGACAUCCCUGCGAAGAUUGUGAACCAAAAGCGCAAGGAUGCUGCUUAUUCGGACCUGAAAGUGGCACAACAGGAUACGGCGGUAUCAGCAUCGCCGAAGAGAACAUCCGUCGAUAUUUCGAUGAGCGGGAAGGGGAGAUUAUCCAAGACCGAUUCCGAGUCAAAUGGAACUCUGGAUGAUGAAAUUGUCGUGAAAGCAGUGACGAAGAGGAAGAUUCAAUCCUCGACUGUCGUCAAAACCAACGAUGCGGCAUCAGCCGCCGCAUGGGAGGAUCAGGGUAAGAAGAGGAAGCUGGAACAAGAAGCCAAAGAUUCGCAGGAAGAAAUCAGCAUCCGUAUCGUGGAAGAGAAGAUUGUGGAGAUCAAUGGUGAUCAGAAGAAGCCUUGGCUUACACUGGCACAUAAGAAGCCGCAGGCGGACUGGGUUCCCUACAAUCCGGAAACUAUGAGAUCUGCAUCAUUGCCAAGUUCCGUGAAGGCCAUGAAACUGAUCUCAUGGAAUGUGAAUGGCUUGCGUGCCUUGAUAAAAGAGAAAGAUAAGAAAACCGAAGAGGGUCUGCUUUUGCAGCUUGCCAAAGAAGAAGAUUUUGAUGUCCUUUGCCUACAGGAGACCAAAUUACAGACCAAGGACGUGGAGCAGAUGUCCUCACUGCUUCCGGGAUACACAUUUGGAAGCUGGAGCUGCAGCACCGCAAAACUUGGUUAUUCUGGAACAGCUAUCAUUUCAAGGGUCGAACCCCUUUCUGUUAAGUAUGGUAUGGGUAUACCAGAUCAUGAUAACGAGGGACGUCUGAUCACGGCGGAAUUCGAAUCCUUCUAUCUUGUCACUGGUUAUAUUCCCAAUUCUGGGGAAAAACUUGUGAGAUUGGCAUAUCGGACCGCAGAAUGGGAUCCGGCCUUGAGUCAAUAUUUGAAAGAAUUGGAGAAGAAGAAACCAGUUAUCUAUACUGGCGAUCUGAAUUGUGCAAACGAUGAGAUUGACAUCAGCAAUCCUGAUGGAAAUCGUAAAAGCGCAGGAUUUACAAAGGAGGAAAGGGAAUCAUUCAAGACCAACUUUUUAAACAAGGGAUUGGUGGAUACGUUCAGGAAACAACAUCCAAAUGUAUUGGGAUACACCUAUUGGGCAUACAGAUCAGGAGCGCGUGUGAAGAAUAAUGGAUGGAGGUUAGAUUAUUUUCUGGUAUCUGAGGGCUUGAUUAAUCAGAUUCAUGAUUCUUAUAUUCGGCCAGAUGUUAUGGGCAGUGAUCAUUGCCCCAUAGGCCUGAUUGUCAAAGAGUAAUGGACUUGACAACUGUCAAUUUUCCAUGUGUGAUUUACAUGCGAGGCAGUAUCGUAUGUCGACUACUCCUUGAAUUCGAAGUACCUUCUGCAGCAGGCGCAGCUCUGUGUACAAAGUGUUACAUAAGUGCCGAUGGCGGGCUGUCCCUUAGUUAGUGCUGACGGCAAUCCAAACUGGUGCAUAGGCAGUUAAUUAGGUUCAUACUAGGCGGAAGAGUUUUCUUUAUCACUCUGUUGAGAAUGUCCUUCCCCUCAGUGAAGGGACUGGAUCGAAGCAUGUUGUGGUAUCGGGGUCUGCUGUACAGUUUUGACUCUUGUACUUUUAUCCCACAAAUCAAUUUUGACC
This is a messenger RNA of Marchantia polymorpha subsp. ruderalis, 3153 nucleotides long. The record is from the annotation of a GenBank genome assembly. NCBI's taxonomy places the organism in Eukaryota, Viridiplantae, Streptophyta, Marchantiopsida, Marchantiales, Marchantiaceae.